Molecule: messenger RNA, 1065 nt
Organism: Uranotaenia lowii
Lineage: Eukaryota; Metazoa; Arthropoda; Insecta; Diptera; Culicidae
Product: collagenase-like
Exons: 3
Coding region: 93-872 (259 amino acids)
Biological process (GO): proteolysis
Molecular function (GO): serine-type endopeptidase activity
Source: RefSeq, a predicted model, not a curated record
AGUUCGAGGACAAGCUGUGUAGUAUAAAAAGACAUAAAAAUUACAGUAAAUUUUAUUCUGAAUUGAACAGCUAAGCAGCGCACUCUGCAGUUAUGGAAAUAUUGUUUGUGUUAUUGGCAAUUUCGGUUGCUGCACAGGCAUCGUUCGAACCACCCGUUCCAGCGAGUCUUUCCGAUGAGAAAAUUAGACAAACUCGUAUGGUCAACGCCAACAUAGCUUCCACUGGACAGUUUCCGUACUUUGCAACCAUUCUCAGUAAAGUGACAAAUUUAUGUGGCGGCUCAAUUAUUGGCAAAAGAUGGAUAUUGACAGCUGCUCACUGUGUUGAUGCUGAGACUAGCUACGAGAUACUAGUUGGCAGUGCUGAUCUUAAUCGUGGAACAAAAUUUAUUACCCAGGAAAAAUACAUUCAUCCCGAAUACGACUGGUUAUAUCUUCAAAACGAUAUCGCUCUGUUGCAUCUUUCGAGCGAUAUUGAAUACACAGAUAACGUCAAGCCAAUCAGUUUACCAAACAUUGGCGAAACCAACUCGUUUGAAGGCUACAACUCAAUAGACAUGGGAUUUGGGAAAACGAGUGACUCAUCUGGCUUGAGUGAAAAUCUAAGAUACGCAGAAGUGAAGGUUAUUUCCAACUCGGAGUGCAUUCCAAUAUUUGGACCGAGAACCGUGGUCGAUUCGACAUUGUGCGCUAAAGGACUUGCGGGACAAAGUAUCUGUAAAAGUGAUUCAGGGGGUCCUCUUGUUUACAAUAACAUACAAAUCGGGGUUAAUUCAUUCGUUCAUUUUUACGGUUGUAGCACAGGAAAACCGUUUGGAACCGUUCGAAUUACAAGUGUUCGUCAAUGGAUUCAGAACAUAACUGGAAUAUGAGGUAAAUUAUUUUCGUUCACAUGCUUUUGAAAAAUGAUGAAAUAUACCCAAAUUUCUCUGCAAAUAGAACUAUGUUAUUAAAUGGCAACCAAAUCAAAUAAAAGAUUAUAACUCUGAAUCAGAUAGGAUUUAGAACAUCCAAAAUAGAAAUACAAAAAUAAAAGUCAUGCAUACAAAGUUUUAAUGCAAUGUU